Molecule: messenger RNA, 1210 nt
Organism: Pseudopipra pipra
Lineage: Eukaryota; Metazoa; Chordata; Aves; Passeriformes; Pipridae
Product: class II histocompatibility antigen, B-L beta chain-like
Exons: 3
Coding region: 473-1210 (245 amino acids)
Biological process (GO): antigen processing and presentation; immune response
Cellular component (GO): membrane; MHC class II protein complex
Source: RefSeq, a predicted model, not a curated record
UGAGAAGGGAUUUGGGAAGGUCCUUGGAGGGCUGAGGGUCCCAGAUGGACCCCCCAAUCCAUCCCCGCGCUGAUUUUGGGGGAGCCGUGUGUCCCCCUGUACCUGCUUUUGUUCUGGCACCAGCUGACUGCUCCCGGUGUUCCCAGUAAAGCUUCCCAAUUCUCUGCACUCCCUGGAUGCCCAUUUUUGGGUUCAUCUGAGCUCCCCCCUCCCCCGCAGCCCACGGACCCCCCGAACCCCCCAGCCCCGGGGCUGCCGCGGGGGCCCCCAACGGCCCUCAGCCAAUCCCAAAGCGCCCACGCCGCCCGCGCCCAAUCCCAGCGCGCCGCGCUGAUGACUCAUCAGUCGCCGGGAAGACGCCUCGAAAAAAGGGCCCCAACUGCGCCCUCAGCCAAGCCCAGCGCGCCCCAAACCCCCCAAAACGGCGCCGCCCGGCUGGUUUUGGGCUGUCAGCAGCUGUCCGGCGCUGGGCAUGGAGCGUGUGCGGGGAGCUGGGGCCGUGCUGGCGGUGCUGGUGGUGCUGGGAGCCCCCCCGGCUGCGGGCGAGGAGCUGUCGGGGGUGUUCCAGUUUAUGGGAAAGUCCGAGUGUCACUUCAUCAACGGCACCGAGCGGGUGAGGCUCGUGGCGAGGUACAUCUACAACCGGGAGCAGUUUGUGCACUUUGACAGUGACGUGGGGGUCUAUGUGGGGGAUACCCCAUUUGGGGAGAGCUGGGCCAGAUACUUCAACAGCAUCCCGGGAAAGCUGGAGUACCGUCGGUCUGCGGUGGACAGGCUCUGCCGGCACAACUACGACGGGUUCACUCCGUUCCUGGUGAACCGCAGAGGUGAGCGUGGGGCAGAGCGGGUCCCCUCGGCCCCUGCCCCGGGAAUGACCCCGGAGCCCCUCAAACCCUCCCUGGGAAUCACCCCAGACCCCUCAGCCCUGCCUGUGCCCCUCCUGUCCCCCAGCGUGUCCAUCUCGCUGGUGCCGUCGAGCUCCCAGCCCGGCCCCGGCCGCCUGCUCUGCUCCGUGAUGGAUUUCUACCCUGCGCCGGUGCAGGUGCGGUGGUUCCAGGAUGGGCAGGAGCUGCCGGAGCACGUGGUGGCCACCGACGUGAUCCCCAACGGGGACUGGAGCUGCCAGGUGCUGGUGAUGCUGGAAAUCCCCCCUGGCGCGGGGUCACCUACAGCUGCCAGGUGGAGCACGUCAGCCUGGAGCACCCCCUGA